Phyllostomus discolor (pale spear-nosed bat) is the source of this 2237-nucleotide messenger RNA. It is a transcript of the gene HDGF, whose product is annotated as heparin binding growth factor. The transcript has 6 exons. Lineage: Eukaryota; Metazoa; Chordata; Mammalia; Chiroptera; Phyllostomidae. Gene Ontology annotation, molecular function: double-stranded DNA binding; transcription coregulator activity. Bases 181 to 885 code for a protein of 234 amino acids. The record is from RefSeq and is a predicted model, not a curated record. Gene Ontology annotation, biological process: regulation of transcription by RNA polymerase II. Gene Ontology annotation, cellular component: nucleus.
GCGGCGCGCGCGCGCGCGCGGGGAGUCGCCGUGGCCGCGCCGGAGUUUGGGCCGGGGACCGCCAUCGAGGCGGGGUCCGCGCGAGGGCCGGAGCGGAGCGGCGCCGCCACCGCCGCACGCGCCAACUUGGGCUCGCGCUUCCCGGCCCGGCGCGGAGCCCGGGGCACCCGGAGCCCAGCCAUGUCGCGAUCCAACCGGCAGAAGGAGUACAAAUGCGGGGACCUGGUGUUCGCCAAGAUGAAGGGCUACCCACACUGGCCAGCCCGGAUUGACGAGAUGCCUGAGGCUGCAGUGAAAUCAACAGCCAACAAAUAUCAAGUGUUUUUUUUCGGGACCCAUGAGACGGCAUUCCUGGGCCCCAAAGACCUCUUCCCUUACGAGGAGUCCAAGGAGAAGUUUGGCAAGCCCAACAAGAGGAAAGGGUUCAGCGAGGGGCUGUGGGAGAUCGAGAACAACCCUACUGUCAAGGCUUCUGGCUACCAGUCCUCUCAGAAAAAGAGCUGCGUGGAGGAGCCAGAGCCGGAGCCUGAAGCUACAGAGGGUGAUGGUGACAAGAAGGGCAAUGCUGAGGGUAGCAGUGAUGAGGAAGGGAAGCUGGUCAUUGACGAGCCUGCCAAGGAGAAAAAUGAAAAGGGGGCGCUGAAGAGGAGAGCAGGGGACCUGCUGGAGGACUCCCCAAAACGUCCCAAGGAGGCAGAAGACCCUGAAGCGGAGGAUAAGGAGGUGGCUGUCUUGGAGGGUGAGCAUCCCCUUCCUGUGGAGGUAGAGAAGAACAGUACUCCCUCUGAGCCUAGCUCUGGCCGGGGGCCUCCUCCAGAAGAAGAGGAAGAGGCUGCCAAGGAAGAUGCUGAGGUCCUAGGCAUCAGAGAUCAUGAGAGCCUGUAGCCACCAAUGUUUCAAGAGGAGCCCCUGCCCCGUUCCUGCUGCUGUCUGGGUGCUAUUGGGGAAACUGGCCAUGGCCUGCAAACUGGGAACCCCUUUCCCACCCCAACCUGCUCUCCUCUUCCACUCACUCUCCCUCCCCAAGCCCAGGCCCUGGGGAUUGACUUGGAUGUGGCAAGCUACCUGGCCCUUACCUCCGUGUCACUUUCACGUCUCCACACCCUGUGAUCUGAGUCAGGGCUAUGUCUUCUGCUCCAUGGUAUGAGAUGAGGCCUUUUGUCCCUCCCUGCCUGGAGCUGUCUCCUAGGAUUCCUGGUGGGGCCCGGGCGAGCUGUUUCCACCUCCUGACACCCCUUGGCCCCUUCCCUAGGCAUUGUGGACCUCUGGAUUGGUUGGGAUCAGAAUUAGGUAUAGAAAGGAUGGAGGAUAAAUAGCAAGGGUGGGCUUCUGGGGUCUGAGAGGAGCAGUCCUCAAAGUAGGGUGGGGAGGUGGUCAGGAGAUGGCAUCUUCUUGAGCUCCUGUGCCUUUUUCCCACACUUACUAUCCCAGCUUCCUAGAAUCAGGGAAAAUGGGACAGUUUGUGUGGGAGGGACUCCCUUGCAUAGAUUCUUGAUGAUUAACGACACCGAUUCUUCUCUUUGCUAAUCCCAGGAGUUCUAGGAGUUGUAGUUAAUUCAUCAAAAGACUUUGAGGCUUCCCAGUUGUUUGGGUCAAGGACCUGAGAUCUGAAGUGUUGACUUCACCCCGCCUGGAUGGGGGUGUUGAGGAGUAGUCGUCCCCACUUUUAGAUCUUGGGCCAGAGAUGGGAUGCCCUGGGGAGAUCCCUAGCUGCCCUUUUCCCUCUCCCCACAGUGCUCAAGGCCAGCCUGCAGCCACAUGUCGCCCAGACAUAUGGAGAAGACACAUUUUUUAGGAAAUGUUUUUAAUAAAAGAAAAUUUUAAAAAAAUUUUGAAGACCCCUUAUCCCUUUGUGUGCCCCCCACACUGCUCCUUUCUUCCCCACUUUUGCCCUCAUUUCUGAGGUACACUGGGAGCCUCCCCCUCUGGGCUUGAUGAUUUUCCUUUUGUAGCUGGGGCUUUGGUGUUCCUUCUGGUGUCAUUUCCCAUCCACAUACUCCCACCUCGUCCCCUCAGUGUUGUCACCAGAUCCGAUUUGUAGCCCGCUGAGUGGACAGGGAAAUGAAUACCCUUUCCCAAUCUCUUUCUAGUGGUCUGGAUGCCUCUUCCAUCUCGUGUCUGUUUCACCCUUGUCCCUCUCCCUAGGGCUCUGAUGAAAAAUUGCUGACUGUAGAAGUUUAGCUCCGAGAACCAUAGGCAAUUUCAGUUCUAGGAAAAUAAACCUGUUGAUUACUACA